Messenger RNA from Cynoglossus semilaevis (tongue sole), 3019 nucleotides. It is a transcript of the gene adrb1, whose product is annotated as adrenoceptor beta 1. The transcript has a single exon. The coding region runs from base 278 to 1447 and encodes 389 amino acids. Gene Ontology annotation, biological process: norepinephrine-epinephrine-mediated vasodilation involved in regulation of systemic arterial blood pressure; positive regulation of MAPK cascade; adenylate cyclase-activating adrenergic receptor signaling pathway. Gene Ontology annotation, cellular component: plasma membrane. Lineage: Eukaryota; Metazoa; Chordata; Actinopteri; Pleuronectiformes; Cynoglossidae. Gene Ontology annotation, molecular function: beta1-adrenergic receptor activity. The record is from RefSeq and is a predicted model, not a curated record.
CAACCAUCAGAGGUUUACUUCCAUAACUUUUAGUUACAAUUAGUGGGUCGCAGCCAUCUGAUUGGUCGAGAGCAGCGGUGAUGUCACAGCCUGUUGACGUCCUGCUUAAUGUGCAGCAGCCCUCGUUCCUGGUUCGCCACACAAAGCAGCUGUGGAUCGAUCAGUGAGGAGUGAGGACCAGAACCAGUGGCUCGGGAGAGCGCGUCACGAUGGGAGCACCGUGUAGAGGCGCGUGAAUGACCCGGACCUGGAGUGGCACAAAGCGCAGCAGCCCACCAUGGAGGACGGUGGUGCGUCCUCACCGGUCGCUUUUCACAAUGGCACCGCGGACAACGCGCCCGACACCUCCGCCGCGUCGGAGCAGUGGACAGCGGGUAUGAGCGUGGUGAUGGCCCUAAUCGUCGUGUUCAUCGUGUUCGGGAACAUACUGGUCAUCGUGGCCAUUGCCAGGACGCACAGGCUGCAGACCCUCACCAACGUGUUCAUCGUGUCGCUGGCCAGCGCAGACCUCAUCAUGGGGCUGCUGGUGGUGCCGAUCGGUGCCACUCUGGAGGUGCGCGGCACCUGGCUUUACGGCUCCUUCUUCUGCGAGUUCUGGAUCUCCGUGGACGUCCUGUGCGUCACGGCCAGCAUCGAGACCCUGUGCGUAAUCGCCAUAGACAGAUACGUGGCCAUCACGUCGCCUUUCCGUUACCAAAGCCUGCUGACCAAAUCCCGGGCCAGAGCCGUGGUGUGCGUGGUGUGGGCCAUCUCCGCACUGGUUUCCUUCCUCCCCAUCAUGAUGCACUGGUCGCGGGACAGCGUGGACACCCGCUGCUACGAAGACCCGCAGUGCUGCGACUUCGUCACUAACAAAGCCUAUGCCAUCUCCUCAUCCAUCAUCUCUUUCUACAUCCCUCUGCUCGUCAUGAUCUUCGUUUACGCACGCGUGUACCGAGAGGCGAAGAAUCAUCUGAGGAAAAUCGACAAGUGCGAGGGCAGGUUUCACAACACCUUAACCGGACUCUCCUCCAAGUACAAGAAGAAGCCGUCCAGGAUGAUGGCCCUGCGGGAGCAGAAGGCUCUCAAGACUCUGGGCAUCAUCAUGGGGACCUUCACCCUCUGCUGGCUGCCUUUCUUCAUAGUCAACGUGGUGCGCGUCUUUUGCGCAGAGGUGGUGGACAAAGACGUGUUCGUCUUCUUAAACUGGCUCGGCUACGUCAACUCAGCCUUUAACCCCAUCAUUUACAGCCGCAGCCCGGACUUCAGGAAGGCGUUCAAGCGGCUGCUGUGCUGCCCCAGGCAGGCGGACCGCAGGUUGCACAUCAGCUUCGGCGACCUGUCCCGGUACUCAGGUGUCUUUGUUUCCACCAUGGAGACAGGCGCGCUGGGCAUGUGGACAGACUGUCCCAGCCUGGACCCGGCUGCCAUCAGACUGAAUGUGCCAAAAUCCGAGUCGCAGUUCUGAGAUGGAAAUGAUGAAACUUUUUUUUUUUACUAGGAUGGAUUUACAGUGAGAAUUUGCGUCUGAAAGGAUUGCAGAGGAUCGUUCCACUUACGUCACAUCCAAACACAUAUUUCGAUAUUUCUGCAUCCGCAUCGUCUUUCCGCCUAAAUACUUGAGGUUCACCUUAACAGACAGUUGAUUUGUCACGGACUGUAAACGGUCUGUGGUCCGCAGGAAUGGUUUCAAAAGCACUGUAAACCGGAUGAACUAACUAGACCUAAAAACAAACAAACAAAAAAAAAAAAAAACAGUUGCCACAAUUAUUGUGGACUGACUUUAAACAAACAUGACAUUUCUUUUACUUUGUUUACAUUUAAUUAUGUUGGUCAAUAUUGUUAACACAAUAUUUGUACUGUAAUUAUAUAUUUCCUGGUAUUAUUAUUAUUCCAUUACAUUAUUACAUUAUUACAUUUUUAAAAUGUUUUUGUGUGUGUAACCAGUCUUUUCAAACAUCUUCCUUUAAAACAUUCAUGUUUGUCUUUGCAUUCAGACUUGUUUUUUGUUUUUUUUAUACUCAGACUUUUCUGCCUCCCUUUUCUGCACUUUUUAAAUCUGUUGGUCUCUUUUUUGUCUAUCCUACAAUUCUGUUUUCUUUUUAGCAGCAGGUUCUUCAACUGCUUUGUAUAUAGGAACUUCUUAUAUUUAUUUAAAAAAAAAGAUUGAAUUGGUGUAAGACUAAUUCUUUGUUUUUAUAAGUAUAAAAAUGACGCGUUUUUAAAAUAUAUAUAUAUAUAUAUAUAUUUCCUCUGUAUUUGUCAUUCCCAGAAAUAAGCCAGACGGUAUGUAGAAAACUUUAAAGGAAUUUUAAAAAAUGUCAUAUGAACUGAUUGGCAAAAUAACAACAGAUUCUUUAAUUUAAAGUUUACAUUUACUUUAUAUUAUUAUAUGAUGAUGAUCUGAUGACAAUACACUGUGUUUGUUUAUGGUUCAAUUAUGUAUUUUCUAUUUUAAACAAAUUAUUUUGUGAUCUUGUGUAUGUUGUCGUGGAGUCCUUGGGGUUAAGGACCGUUAGUGUAAAAACGAACAAAAUGACAGGGACGACAUGGCCGAACACUGACACCAAACAUCUGUUCACAUGGAUUUUUAUGGAUUUAUUGAAUGCACUGUUCUUUUCUAACAAAUGACAGUGAAGCCGGUGGAUGAUUAGAACUUAAUAUAUUAUGGUCUGUGGAUGGCAGAGUGACCUAUGACCCCGGUCAUAGGUCCCAGCUCCGUGGUAGUUCUCAGUAAUUGUCUCCCAUUUAACAAACUGACUGGUUUGGCUGUUACCUCACAGACAUCGGCAAGUGCAAUUUGUGCUGCAAAUAUUUGUUUAUAUUAAACAUGGCAUAUGUAUAAUGGACAUUUAUUUAUUCAUAAAUCUGUCAGAACCAACGUGGGGUUCCUUUUUUGUAUAUAUUAUUGGUGGAGUUUUGGUACCAAAAUGAGGAGUUUGAGCCUCGUCCUUUUGUCUCGUUCCCUUAUUUAAGCUUUACUCGCUGUCGUGAGGUGAUGUUUUAACUUCUGUGAAAUAAAAACCGCGUUAACUCUUGA